UAAAAAUGACAAAUCUAUUUCAAUUCUUUUAAAUUCGAACCACUUAACCUGAAUCCAAAUGGAUUGGUGCAUUAGUGAAUUGUUAGAAAAUUAAAGUUUAGUAUCUCUAUUGUUUAUAUUUUCUAAUUUGGUACAUAAGUUUUAAUUUGUUAAUGAAAACAUCACUGAAAAAUUACAUUGUGAUACCGAAAUUUUUUUAUUAUUUCAUUUUAGUACCUAAGAUUUUCAAAAUAUUCAAAUCAAUCUAUUGUUUAUAUGCCCACUUAGAUCCAUGAAUUCACCAAUCCAUUUGCCAUGUCUGCUCGUCCCUUAUGGAUGUGAUAUAUACAUGUAGUAUUUUCUACGUACGGUUGUGAGUUGUGACAUCAUAGAAGGUAGUGCUAUAAUGAGAUAUUAUAACAUUGCACUUCGUGGAAUAUGCUCCUACAUAUGUCAUCAUGUCAUAAUCCACAAUUUUUUUUUUAUAGUUGACGCAAACCUGACCACUCGGAAUAGUCACGUUGCUAAACAUGCAACGUGACUAUUAAUUAACAUUGACAUUGACAUUGACAUUGGGCAAUACAUUGCUAAUUAAGAAGUAGUUCAGGCCUCGUCACUAGCAAAUUGAAAGACUAAAAAUCACCAAUAUAUAUAAUCUCCAACUGGUGGAUUCCUUCUACUCGCAACAGGAUUGCGGAAGUAGGAAAGCUAGCUUUCCCAAAAACCAGGCUGCUAUAUAUAUAUAUACCUCUAUUUUCUCAACAUUAUUAAACCAUUAAUCCCUUUAGUUUAAUCCUUCUUUCGUUGUUUUGGUUGCUAAUCAUUGCUUUGAAUCAACCUACAUAUAAUUAACAUUGACAGAUAAGCUGACCAAACCACUACUCGAAGAUGGUAUCUAAUUGAUUUUAGACGUAACCCUUCUGUCGACUGUUCUAUGGAUUGGAUUGAACGGUUGAACCACUUCUUACCAUCUCUGGGUUUUGGUCCCCCAAGAUUCCUGAUUUUGGUCAUUUGGACGUCAAACCCACCAAAGAAAUAAUCAGCCACCAGCUGCCCCAGCCACCCAAAACUAAUAAAGGCGUUUUAACGAACUUUAGCCAUUUGGGAAUAUGAUUACCUUGAGUAGUUAAAAGGAACCUUUCAUCUAUAGUGAAGUUAUGUAUAAUGAAGGUUGCAUAAAAAGUUUCGUCUAUCUCAUCGUUUAUUCGUUUAUGCACAUUAUCAUAACUUUAUUAUCUACAAUUUCUGAAGAAGAUGAAGUUUGGAUGAAUAGCAGCAUAAGGGCAAUGGAAACUCUCAUCAAUGUUGUUGCUACUGGGGGUCAAAUCGGUGGUGAUGUCUGAUAGAAACAUGGUUUUUAGGGUUUUCUAUUAGUAAUUAAGAAAAGAUAUAUAUUAUUGUUAGGGUUAGUAGUAUUCGAGUCGUAUUAGGUUAUUUAUCAGGAUUAUUCCAGUGUUUUGCUAUAAAUAUGUAUUUUGGGUAUACGUCAUAAUUAAUAAGAGAAGCAUAAAAAAAAAGUAUCCCUAUAAACCCUAUUAUCUCAUUCUAUUCCUCUAAACCUCGUCUAUCUUCUCCCUUAUAAGGCCGGCGGCCAUUCUAUCCCUAUUCUGCCCAAUUCCUCUUCUAAAUCCCGAAUCUCAAAUUUUGUUUAUCCUAUCCUAAAUCCCUAAUUCUUCCCCAAUCUGAUCAUAUUCUAUCAAAUCACUAAUCAUCGAUCUAUUAUUCCCAAUUCCGUAACCCUACCCUACACGCUUUAGAUAAACAGGGUUUAAUUCUAUCAAUGUUUCUCUCAUCUUCCGCAAUGGAAGAACCGCAAAAGUCCUGGAGUGAUCGUUGGCUCGAUGACAAUACCAUUCUCAAGGACAACGCUCCCAACCUGCCGAUGGAGCUCCUGGAUAUGCCAGUCAUCGAAUUUGUUCUUAAUGGUAAGUGGAAUUCUUAUUUUCUUCUAUACUACUUACCCCAUGAUGUUGUCUCGCAGAUUAACCUUCACCCUGUCCCGGUGGAGGACGCUCGAGCCUGGCGAUUCAACCCCAACGGAGAAUUCACACUCCGGUCGGCGUACGAGCUCACGGAUAACACUGCGGAGCCAAAGGUGGGACAGCAAGCCUGGCGGUCGGUGUGGAAGGCCCCAACUUUGCAACGAGUGCGGGCUUUCUUGUGCCUGAUGAAUCAUGGACGACUUCUUACCAACGCGGAGAGGGCACGACGACAUCUCACCAACGAUACGAGCUGUAAGAUUUGUGGCGGCGGACCGGAGAUGAACCUACAUAUAGUCAGAGACUGCCCCUUCGCUCGAGCAACGUGGGCGGACCUUCUUGAGGACGAGCCGGACUCCAGAUUCCUUGAGACUGACGGCCAGAGGUGGAGUCUUUAUUAUCUAUCAGGGCGGAGUAAUACCAUUGAUGCUACUAUGUUUGCAGGAACCUGUUGGCUCUUGUGGAAGAACCGGAAUGACUUCGUGUUCCAGGACAAGUUGAAGACCCAUACACAAAUCCAGUUCAAUUCAAGACAGCUCCGGGACGAGAUCAUCAACGCACUCGACCAGGAGAAAACAGUCUUCGUGACUGGGGGCACCCGAGAGCAGCGCCAAAUUGGCUGGCAACCACCGAAGCAAGACUGGGUCUGUGUCAACACAGACGGCUCAGUCAUCCAUUCUCCUGAGAGCACAUCCUGUGGCGGCAUCAUACGGGGGAGUGAUGGCCGCUUCGUCAGAGCAUACACUGCGAACCUUGGAGGGGGUUCUAUCACUCGUGCGGAGCUGGCUGGUAUUGUGUAUGGGUUGGAUCUUGCUUGGGAGCAAGGGGCCAGGAAAGUUCUUCUACAAACAGACUCAGUAACUGCAAAAACCCUGAUUGAGAAUGCGACCGAGCAACAUAUGCACUACUCACAGAUCAGUGAAAUCAGGAGAAGGCUGCAACGUGACUGGACGGUUCGAAUUGACCACAUUUUUCGCGAAGCGAACUUUGCCACGGAUCACCUAGCUUCAAUAGGACAUUCGCAAACGAUCGGAGUUCAUGUAAUGGAUAGACCGUGUACCUCUCUACUGUACUGGCUAUUUUUUGACCAGGUGGGAAGUGAAACCCCCCGUUUCGUUCGCAUGCAAUAAAGGUUUGGGCGCCCUUAGCGCCCUGUUCUUACCCAAAAAAAAGUAUCCCUAUAAACCCUAUUAUCUCAUUCAAUUCCUCUAAACCUCGUCUAUCUUCUCCCUUCUAAGGCCGGCGGCCAUUCUAUCCCUAUUCUGCCCAAUUCCUCUUCUAAAUCCCGAAUCUCAAAUUUUGUUUAUCCUAUCCUAAAUCUCUAAUUCUUCCCCAAUCUGAUCAUAUUCUAUCAAAUCACUAAUCAUCGAUAUAUUCCCAAUUCCGUAACCCUACCCUACACGCCUUAGAUAAACAGAGUUUAAUUCUAUCAAUGUUUCUCUCAUCUCUGCACCGUUUCGAUUGACACUCAGUCUGCUGUUAAUGCAGCUAGCACACAAUAAUUAACACGUUUAUAGUUUUGCUGGAUGUACGAUAAAACCAUUAACCAUCCAUCCAUACAGAAAGUCACAUCCUAAACUUGGUUGCAUCGACACGAUCGGUAGCAACUAGCUAGUUCAUUUCAUCUCCUAAUACCUGACAAAACAAAAAUCUCACCCCUUUACAAUAAAGAUGAAGAGGAUUGAAUGAACACCACCCUACCUUUCCAAAGUAAUCCACAUACGUACACUAACCCCACUAAUUGUUUUCGAUGAAAGCAAGGAAGUGAAUGUGACAAGACUCAACCACCCGAGUUAUAUAUAAUGAACUCUCUAGCUACUAAAUUCCAUUUUUGGUGAACAGUUUUUUUACUUACACAGGUUGGAGAUGGAGAUGAAACCAUCCUAAUUAAUAAAGGCGCAGGAAAACUGAAAGGUCGAUCUGUCGAGACUGAGGCUGAACCAGAAAUGAGCCAAAAAAAAAAAAAGCGUACGUCCGUCUUUCGGUUUCAUUGAUGGACAACAAGCAUGCAUUUAUCUGAUACUAAUGUACUAGUACUGUCUGUCUGGAGCUGGUGGUGCUGCCAAUUGAUAGGAAACAACGAACAAAGUAGCUUAUUGAUUGGUACCACAAUCGAAUUCAAUUGGGACACAUAUUGAGAGAAAAGAAUCUAACGACGUUGGGGCAGCAUUCAAGUCUUUUUUUCGUUGGGAUGUCGGCAUCGUAGAAGAAAGCUAAGCUGGCCGGAAGGAAGGAAGGACGACUUACAGUAUCCUCUGUGAAUUGGAUCCAUUUUCAACUGAUCUGAGAUUUGGUUUGGGCUGAAAAUUGCCCUGACCUCCCGUCUUGACCCUCGUGUUGACCCUGUCUGACUCGUUUUUGAAGGGUCAAUAUGUAUAACUGACUCGUUCCGUCUCUAUCUCCUUCUUAAUUCUAAAGGGAUGGGACGGGUCGGUGGGUCGAUCCUAAUUUACAAACUACUUUUUUACAAAUUACGUUUGGUACCCAGAAUUAUUUUUUCUUACAAUUUAGUACCCGAAUUUUAUUUUUUUACAAAUAAGUCCUUAAAUUUUGAUGGUAAAAUUACAUUUGGCACCCAAAAUUUUUUAUUUUUGCAAUUUAGUAUCGAAUAUUUGUUGUUGCUAAGGGUCACAGAGUCAAAAACUGACCCAUCCUUAAGUUGACCCAACCCGUCCCGACCCUUAUAGGGUCAAAAGUUUACCCAUCCCUAGACCUCCUCUAUGGACAAACUGACUCGUCCCGAUCCUCAAGGACGGGACGGAUCAGGAGGAUCAGUGGGUUUUUAGGGUCAAACAUAGGGGUGGAAAUCGGUACGGUAUCGGUAUCCCAAUACCAAAUACCGAAAUCCCGAAAAUCGAAUUAUACCCGAACAUCAAUCCCAAUCCCUAAAUAUUCUGGUAUCCCAAUCGGUACUUCGGUAUCCCAACCGGUAUUAUCGAAUACGCAAUUAAUUACAUUUAAAAUAAAUAAUUAAAUAUAUAAAUUAUAUUUGAUAAUUUAAUUUAGGGCAUAGAGACUAAGCAAAGAGUCUUGAGUUUGCCUAGAGCUAUGAUAUGGAUAAGGAGAAUGAAGGAGAUGUGACAUC
Linum trigynum is the source of this 5043-nucleotide messenger RNA. The record is from the annotation of a GenBank genome assembly. Lineage: Eukaryota; Viridiplantae; Streptophyta; Magnoliopsida; Malpighiales; Linaceae.